This is a messenger RNA of Ipomoea triloba (trilobed morning glory), 4065 nucleotides long. RefSeq names its product pumilio homolog 1-like. Bases 496 to 3627 code for a protein of 1043 amino acids. The record is from RefSeq and is a predicted model, not a curated record. The transcript has 9 exons. Gene Ontology annotation, molecular function: mRNA binding. Lineage: Eukaryota; Viridiplantae; Streptophyta; Magnoliopsida; Solanales; Convolvulaceae. Gene Ontology annotation, biological process: post-transcriptional regulation of gene expression. Gene Ontology annotation, cellular component: cytoplasm.
UUCUCUUCUCAAAGUAGUUGAAAAACAAAACCCUAAGGUGGUUCUCUGCAAGAACAAUCGCCGCCGGCUUGAUCUUUCUCUCAACUUCACCCUACUAUAGUACUAUACCCUUCACAGCGGUUCUCACUCUCUAUCAGUUCUGCGCUCUCUGGUUUAUCAAGCCUCUUUCUUGAAAUUCCAUUGUUUUUGAAUUGUUCAACCAUUUGCAGUAAUUUACGCAAAAUAAGUGAUUUUUAUGGUUCUUAGAUGUUUGAUCACAGAGGGUUCAUAAUUUUUACUUAGAAAACCAACAUAUAUUAAAGUUUGUAUAAUCAAAGAUUGGAUUUUUAUGAGCUGAAAGUCUUGAUUUUUAGGUUUUUACAUGUGAGUAUUGAUUAUUUUAGGGUUCAGAUUACAGAGUUGUUGGUUUCAUAGCCCUUUUUUCGGUCGUUUUUAGGGUUAGUGGUGUUGGCUGUGGGAUUUUGAGAAAUUGGUGAGUUUGCUGAGCUUGUGAAUAUGUUAUCUGAAUUCAGUAGGAGGCCAAUGAUGGGAAACAAUGAAAACUCGUUUGGAGAUGAUUUUGAGAAGGAGAUAGGGCUUUUGCUUUCUGAACAGCGUCGUCACGAGGCUGAGGCUGAUGAUCUUGAAAAGGAACUUAAUUUAUAUAGAAGUGGCUCAGCUCCUCCUACUGUGGAGGGUUCUUUUACUGCAGUUGGUGGUUUGUUUAAACAUGGAGGUGGGGGUGGUGGCAGUGGAGUUGGAGGGAGUUCCACCAUUCAGGAUUUCGCUCGGAACAAAAAUGGGAAUAGUUUCAUAUCAGAAGAGGAGCUUAGGUCAGACCCUGCUUACUUGUCUUACUAUUAUGCUAAUGUGAAUCUGAACCCUAGGUUGCCUCCUCCUCUGAUGUCCAAAGAGGAUUGGAGGUUUGCACAGCGGUUACAAGGAGGGAACUCUGCAAUAGGGGAUAGGAGGAAAGUAAACAAGAAUGAUGGUGCCAUGGUUGGUAGGUCACUAUUUUCCAUGCCACCAGGAUUUAACUCAAAGAAAGAGGAGACUGAGAAUGAAUCAGACAAAUUACAGGGUUCAGUUGAGUGGGGUGGGGAUGGACUGAUUGGUUUGCAGGGAUUAGAAUUGGGUACCAAACAAAAGAGCAUUGCUGAGAUAUUUCAGAAUGAUUUGAACCGUGUUCCUGCAUCUGGUGGUCGCCUUUCACGCCCAGCAAGCCGUAAUGCAUUUGAUGCUAGUGAUGAUAACUUGAAUACUGCAGAACCUGAUAUUUCUCACCUUCGUCAUGACAUUUCAUCAUUAGACCCAUUAAGGUCUGCAGCAAAUGCCCAGGGUUCAUCUGUUCAACAUGUAGGACCUGCCUCAUCAUAUUCAUAUGCUGCUGUUGUGGGUGCUUCAUUGUCAAGAAGCACCACUCCCGAUGCUCAACGUGUUGCUACUGCUCCUAGUCCUUGCAUUACUCCUAUUGGUGGUGGGAGGAUUGCUACAUCAGAGAAAAAAAGUAUUAAUAGUCCAAAAACAUUUAAUGGUGUCACUUCUCAUACAAAUGAGCCCACAGAUCUGGUUGCUGCUUUGUCUAGUAUGAACCUUUCAAAUGGUAUGGUAGCUGAAUAUAAUUGCUUUUCUUGUAUUGGAAAUAAUAGUGGUGACAGUGUGGAUUAUCUAUUUAACUUUGCAGGUAGUCAGAGUAAUGCAAAACAGCAUGCUUACUUGAAGAAAUCUGAAUCUGCACAUUAUAAUAUUCCUUCAGCUUCUCAGCUGACUAAAGCACAGUACACUGAGGCCGGUGCUAGCAACAUUGAUGACCUUCAUAGUUCUAUUCUCCAAUCUGACCUUCACAAAUCUGCUGUUAACUCUAAUAACUCAUACCUAAAAGGAUCUCCGACUUCAACGCUCAAUGGUGGAGCUGGGUUACUUUCUCAUCAUCUGAAUUUGGAUAGUUCCAAUACACCAUAUUCAGGUUAUGGUUUGAGUGGCAAUUCUGCAAAUUCAAUGUCGAGUCAGCACGGCAACUUUAAUCUUCCACCCUUAUUUGAAAAUGCUGCAGCAGCAUCUGCUAUGGGUGUUCCAGGAAUGGACUCAAGAAUGUUGGCUGGAGUAAAUUUGAACGCUGCUGCCGCUGAGCAGUAUCUUGGUAGGAUGGGAAAUCAGAUGGCUGGUGGUGCUUUGCAGGCACAAUUUAUGGAUCCAGUAUAUGCUCAGUACUUAGUUCAGUUUGCAGCACUUAAUGAUCCCUCCAUGGAUCGGAGUUAUAUGGGCAAUUCAUAUAUGGACUUGCUUCAGAAAGCUUAUGUUGGCAACAUGCUAUCUCCUCAGAAAUCACAGUAUGGUGUUCCAUUGAAUAGCAAAAGCAUGGGUUCUAGUCAUCAUGGCUACUAUGGGAAUCCUGCAUUUGGUGCAGGUUUCUCAUAUCCUGGGAGUCCAUUGGCAAGUCCUGUAAUUCCAAACUCUCCUAUAGGACCUGGAAGUCCUAUGAGGCACAGUGAUCAUAGUAUGAGAUUUUCUGGAGGAUUGAGAAAUUUAGGUGCAAGUGUUGGAGGAUCCUGGAACUUGGAUAACAUGGAAGGCAGUUUUCCAUCCUCUCUUCUGGAAGAGUUCAAGAGCAAUAAAACUAAAUGUUUUGAGCUAUCAGAGAUUGCUGGUCAUGUUGUUGAGUUCAGUGCUGACCAAUACGGGAGCCGAUUCAUUCAGCAAAAAUUAGAGACUGCCACAGCAGAAGAGAAAAACAUGGUUUUCCAGGAAAUUAUUCCUCAUGCAAUUACACUGAUGACUGAUGUCUUUGGUAACUAUGUAAUCCAAAAGUUUUUUGAACAUGGAAUGGCAACUCAGAGGAGAGAACUAGCUAACAAGCUCUUUGGGAGUGUAUUAACAUUAAGCCUUCAAAUGUAUGGCUGUCGAGUGAUCCAGAAGGCAAUAGAAGUAGUUGAUGUGGACCAAAAGAUUAAGAUGGUUGAGGAGCUUGAUGAUCAUGUUAUGCGUUGUGUACGUGAUCAGAAUGGGAAUCAUGUAAUCCAGAAGUGUAUUGAAUGUGUGCCAGAAGAUCACAUUCAAUUUAUUAUUUCAACAUUUUUUGGUCAAGUUGUGACGCUAUCUACUCAUCCAUAUGGAUGUCGAGUAAUACAGAGAGUACUAGAACACUGCAACGAUCCACAAACCCAAAGUAAAGUCAUGGAAGAGAUUCUAGGAUCUGUAAGCUCAUUGGCACAGGAUCAGUAUGGUAAUUAUGUUGUACAGCAUGUACUGGAGCAUGGAAAGCCGCAUGAGAGAUCUACUAUUAUUAAGGAAUUAGCUGGUAAGAUUGUUCAAAUGAGCCAGCAGAAGUUUGCCUCGAAUGUUGUAGAGAAAUGCUUGACAUUCGGUAAUCCUAGUGAAAGACAACUUCUUGUGAAUGAGAUGCUGGGCACAACUGAUGAAAAUGAGCCACUUCAGGCGAUGAUGAAAGAUCAGUUUGCAAAUUACGUUGUACAAAAAGUUUUGGAAACUUGCAGUGAUCAGGAGCGCGAACUGAUCCUUUCACGCAUAAAAGUCCACUUGAAUGCUUUGAAGAAAUACACCUACGGGAAGCACAUUGUCGCACGUGUUGAGAAACUCGUUGCUGCCGGGGAAAGGAGAAUGGCUGCUCAGACUCCAAACCCCGCAUAGAUCUUCAUAGAAAAGAAAGAUGUACAGCUAACCGAGGCUAGUUUGAGCUGCCUCUCUCCCUUUCUUUUCUCGAUACCUAGUUGUUCUCUGGCCUCCCCGCCCUCGUUCCGUGAUUUGUGAUUGCAAAUAAAGUUGUUGCUCCUACUAGAGAUCUCUGUACAUUAUGUAGCUUAAAGAAGUCUAUACACAGAACUAAGUAAAGCUUAAAGCCAGGCUGUUACAUAUUCUGAUGGCUGUUGCAGAGGAAGUGAAGCUUCUAAACCAUGUAAAAAUGAUACCAGGCCAUAGUAGUUUUUAUAUAAUCAACGUGACUGUACAAAUGUUACCAUGUUGAGAGAUAUUUGAUGUUUUAGGCAAGGCUGGCCAGAGUUUUCAUGUAUGCUACUUAGUACUUACCAUCUUCUUUUAAUGCUGAGUUAUAUGUUUUCUAUGCCUCAA